AUGCCUAACAAGAUUCAAGACCUCCACACAGUGGACGACAAGUCCUUCGACUAUGUCUUCGAGCAAAAUGCUACAGUGACACUGAAGUCAAGCGAUGGCUUGGUUCGUGUUAAUGUAUACCGACCAAAGACUUCGGAAAAGGUCCCUGUCUUGAUCACCUACGGACCAUACGGCAAGGACAUCCCAUAUGCCGACUUCCACGCAAAGAGUUACUCAGAAGUCAACCCCGAGCACAAGUCCGAGCACUCGGCAUGGGAAACUCCUGACCCUGCUUUCUGGACAAAAAAUGGAUACGCAGUAGUCCGUGCCGACGAGCGUGGAUUGGGUCAAUCUCCUGGUCUUCUCGACACCAUGUCAAGAGGUACUUCAGAAGCCUUCUUCGAUGUCGUUGAAUGGGCUGCAGAGCAAGAGUGGUCAUCUGGAAAGGUUGGUCUCCUCGGUAUCAGUUACUUCGCUGGUUCUCAAUGGCGUGUGGCUGCCAGAAACCCCAAGGGUCUGUCAGCUAUUGUCCCUUGGGAGGGCAUGUCGGACUACUACAGAGAUCGUUGCCGUCACGGUGGUAUCUUGUCCAACCAGUUCAUCAGAUUCUGGUGGAACCGUCAGAUCAUUACCAACCAGUACGGACGACCGGGCCGCAAGGCCAGCAACUGGGGCCCUGACACCAUCGAGGGUGAUCUUUCGGAUGAUGAGAGAGCCGCAAACAGACAAGAUCAGAACAUUGACAACCAGAACAACUACUACCGUGAUGACCCUUACUACGCCUCGAAAGAGUACGACAUGGGUGACAUCAAGAUUCCUCUUCUCUCAGUCGCCAACUGGGGAGGUAUUUUGCUUCAUCUCCGUGGUAAUAUCGAGGGCUUUACCCACGCCGGUUCCGAGUUCAAGUACCUUCGCUGCAUCACUGGUCGUCACGACCUGCCCUUCUACUACAACGAAGAGGUCGAAAUUCAACGCAGCUUCUUGGACGCCUUCCUCAAGGGCGAAGACAGAGUUGGUUGGGCUACUAAGGGCAAGGUCCCUAUGGUAGACAUGGUCCUCCGCAAGGGUGAUGUUGGCUUCAACGACGCCAAAGCGGAGCAGACCUACCCCAGAAGACAAGAGAACGAGUGGCCGAUCGCCAGAACACAAUACACAAACUACUACCUCACACCCGAGAAGGAGCUUACGACCUCCACUCCUUCAGGGAAGGCAAAGCUCGGUUACAGAGCUCUUGGUACGCUCGACAAGCCUGAGAUCAUCUCAUUCACCACUCCUGCAUUUGAGAAGGAGACAGAAAUCACUGGACACGUCACAGCUCGUCUUAAUGUCUCUCUUACCCCUGACACCACCGGCCCCACACCUACAGACAUUGACCUCUUCGUCACCUUGAGACACAUCUCUCCCGAGGGUAACGAGGUCUUCUACACAGGAACUGCCGGUGACCCAGUACCACUCUGCAAGGGAUGGCUCCGUGUCUCCAUGCGCAAGACAAACCCCGAGCACUACAAGCACCGCCCCUACCUCCCUCACAGAGACUACUUCAGCACCGACAAGCUGCCCGUCAUUCCUGGAGAGGUUUAUCCUGUCGACGUCGAGAUCUGGCCCACCAACGUUGUCGUUGACAAGGGUGGCAAGAUUGUCUUCGAGAUCUCCAGUGGAGACACUCAGGGCUCUGGUAUCUUCGGUCACAACGACUCUGUCGACAGAUCUGAGGAGAAGCUCAAGGGAACAAACUUUGUCCACUUCAGCGACAAGUUUGUCAACUACGUUACUCUUCCUGUUAUUCCUCCUAAGGAAGAGUAGGGGAGAGGUGGAAGUGAUUCAAAUGUAAAAUGCAGAUAGAUAUACCAUAGUUCAGCGU
Molecule: messenger RNA, 1840 nt
Organism: Aureobasidium pullulans EXF-150
Lineage: Eukaryota; Fungi; Ascomycota; Dothideomycetes; Dothideales; Saccotheciaceae
Product: alpha/beta-hydrolase
Exons: 3
Coding region: 1-1782 (593 amino acids)
Molecular function (GO): dipeptidyl-peptidase activity
Source: RefSeq, a predicted model, not a curated record